UCCGGCCGUCGCUUCCGGAUCGAACAUGGUGGGGAGCAUGAGAGCAUGAUGGAGAACAUAUUUGAGAGUUAUGACCAAGCUUCUUUGGGAACCAUUACAAUUUACAGCCGUACUCCUUAUCAUUUUUUUUGUUCUUUUAAUGAUUUGAUCACGUCUUACAAUUUCUAACGGUAGUUGCAGUGGCUCCUUAUGACUUGAAUGAUUUUUUUUCCUUUUUCUUUUAUGGUUUUGAUGGGAUCUGAGAGGUUUUGAAAAUCUCGCGCCCUGAGAAACGACCCCUACUACUUCUCUCUAUCUCCCGACCAUGCCCCAUCACUAAUUUCAGCGGCACACACCGCCACUGCACCCAAAUCCCACCUCCAAUCUUAUGUUAAGGUCCAUCUUCCAUGCCUCCCUCGCAGGCUUCCUCACCACCCCAUCUCUCCACCACCUGAAGCCCUCCCCAAAUUAACCGAUGUGGGACCUUCUCUUCCUCCCAUCUCAACAAACUAAUCACUCACAAUCACAGAGUCCCCCUUCGCAACAGCGGAACCAUGAGCGAUGUCUUAGAGAUCUUAGGCCCCUUCGACCAAAUCUUCCACGCUUCCGACGCCCAGAUCUCCUGGUUUCGAACGUGUUGUUGGAUAUGUAUUCAAAAACUGGGAUGCUCGAUAGCUGUGUCAAGCUGUUUGAUGGAAUGCCCGAGAGAGAUCAUAUAUCUUGGUGCACUUUGAUUUCAGGCUAUGCUGCCCACGGUUUCGAUCUCGAGGCAUGUGGGCUGUUCAGGAAAAUGUACCAAAGCGGCUUAAAGCCCAACCACUUUUUGAUAUCAUCAGCAUUAAAGGGGUGUUCGAUGUCUGGGAUUCUUGAUUUGGGCAUCUUGAUUCAUGGACUGGUGAUUAAAAGUGGGUUGGGAUUUGAUAGAUUUGUAGAGAUUGGGCUUGUAAGUAUGUAUGCAAAAUGUGGGAGUUUGGAUGACGCCCUGAAGAUGUUCUACGAAAUUCCUGUGAAGAGCCCGGUCACUUGGAAUGCUAUGAUUUCUGGCUAUGUAAUGAAUGGCCUCUUCAUAGAGGCUGCGGAGCUCUGCCGGGAGAUGUGUCGAGUAGGGUUUCUUAUGGAUUUGGUGACUUUGAGAAUAGUUGCCAGUGCUGCUUCAGUUUUGGAGACGUUUGAUUUUUGUAAAUGUCUUCAUGUCUACUCUAUUAAGAACGGAUUGGAUGCUGACAGCUACGUGGUUGCUGAGUUUGUCAGAUUGCUAACCAAGCUCGGAGAAGUGGACUAUAUGGGCAAGCUCUUUAGUGCAGUUAAGAAACCUGAUGCAUCCUUAUAUUCGCUACUUAUCUCAGGAUAUCAAUUUCAUGGUCACAGAGUAGAAGCUGUGAAGCUUGCUGAAGAACUUCUUGUUUUGGACAGGAGUCCAAAGCAGGGAGCUUUGGUUACCAUUCUAAAUUUGUGUCUUUGUCUGGUUGAAGGCAGGCAAAUCCACAGUCAUAUCCUGAAAACUGGACAGUUCUCUUACCUUUCAGUUGGCAAUGCUUUGAUUUCCAUGUACAUUAGAUUUGGAGAGAUGGCCGAUGGAAAUUCAGUCUUUCAUAGGAUGCCAGAAUGUGAUGUAGUUUCAUGGACGGCAGUUAUGGCAGGUCUCAUUCAUAAUCUUCAGUUUGAGGAAGCAUUUGAGACUUUUCAUGCUUUCAUGAAAACUGGCAUACAAUUGGACCAGCAUUCUGUAGUCACAGUAACAACUGCUUGCACAGGUCUUCUUGACAUAGAUAAGGGCAAGCAGAUCCAUGCUUUGGCUCUGAAACUUGGGUUUGAAUCUUCUGAUUUUAUGAAUGCAUCUAUGCUUCACAUGUAUGCAAAGUGUGGGUACAUCGACAGUGCUUCUAGGCUGUUUUCUUACUCAUCUCUUUCACAAAAUCUGAUCUUAACUAAUAUCAUGCUUGCUGGGUAUUGCUGGAAUUCUCAACCGGUGAAAACUCUUGAACUUUUCACCAAGGAGUAUCAAUCUGGCUUGAUCCCUGACGAAUUCAGCUAUUCUACUGUCCUUGGUGCUUGUGCCGAUAUACGAUCAAAGGGGCUGGGUGAGCAGAUUCAUUGUCGUAUUGUCAAGAGUGGUUUUGAGUUUUCGGAUGUUAUCGUUGGAAAUGCAAUCAUAAACCUCUAUGUCAGAUGUGGAUGCAUAUCCAGUGCAUGUAAAUGCUUUCACAGCAUGAAAAGGUGGAAUAGGGAUUCAUAUGCAACGUUGAUGUUGGGCUAUAUGCAGAAUAGAGGAAGCAACGAAGCUCUUAGAUUGUUCUAUCAGAUGCAACAAAGUGGCUUACGUGCUAACCCGGUUAUCUUCGCUAAAAUACUUAGAGGAUGUGCUGAUAUGGCUGCAAUUGAUCUUGGGAAACAAAUUCAUGCUUCCAUUAUAAAGAUGGGUUUAGUUUCAGAUGUCUACAUUGACAAUGCUUUGGGAGGCAUGUAUAUGAAGUCUAGAGAUGCGGACAGAGAAAGGGAAACUCUUGACGAGAUGUCAAUAAGAGAAGAUGAGAUGUGCAAUUCCAUGAUUGCUGGUUUUUCACAGGUUGGAGAUAGAAGGGAGAAUGUUAAAGCUAUUACAUUAUUCAACUUGGAUGGAGUAAAAGAAGAUCACCAUGGUUAUGUGGAUAUCAUGAACCUUUAUACUAGUGCUGCUUCCCGGAUGCUUCAAACAUCCUUCCAUUCUUGUGUGGUUCAAAAUGAUUGCAGGUUUGAUGUGUCACUAAAGAACUCAAUGGCUCUAGACAAUUCAUGGGAUGGACUUAACAAGCAAUUAGCAAGAGAAAUGGUUGUGCGGAACUCUAUCAACUCUGAGUCUGUCAAAAAUGAAAGUCAAUUUGUUGAGUUGUUGGAGUCAAUGAAGGUGGAGGGAAUAAUUCCAGACCAUGUAAUUGUAAUUAUUUUCUUAGGUAACUGCAACUUGAAUAUAUUGGAUGAGAGAACCAGCUACUUCAAGUCUUUUAGAAGAUCGUGGAUUGGUGAUCAUGAUGCAAAUGCACUAUGCUUUCCUGGCCGACAAGUGAGCCAGCUUGGGCAGCUGAAAGAAAACCAUGCAUGUGUGGCAUAGGUUCCUGUGAGGCUGAACUGUCUUGGACAUUUGCAAAGCCAUGGGGAUAUCAAGUUUUGUGCAAAAUAAGGCAUGACAUAUGCAUGAUGAGGAGGGGGAUUUACUUGGUCAUUCUUUAUCUUUUUCAUAUGUUCAUGCUUUGUCAAGGAGAUGAUCUGAUAUGGAGAUCUUCUUGAAGAAUACGAGAGGUUAUAAAAGAAAGGAGUUUAUCUGUAGUUGGGUUUGGAGAAAAGAUGCACUUUGCAGGAAAAAUACAAUGAGCUGGAACCCCUCCAAGUUUUUUUUUCAGAAGUUCUCACUUGCAUUGUUUUUCAUCCAACUGGAUUGGGAAAGCAUUAGUUGCAUUAUAUCAUAAAAAAAUUGUUGGAAUUGGCAUCUACGAGGGCCAGUUUGGUUGCUGGUAAUUGAACUCUGGUAGAUGGAGUUGUGUGGAGCUGGAAGAACAGCAACUCCAGUUACAUCCAAGUGUCUCUGAUAAAUGCCACCGUCUGCUUUGAGCUGCCAUCGCUCAGACUAUAAUUACACUACAUGCUGAUGUUACAUUGUACAAAGCAACAGGAAAACCAGAAAACUGCCAAUCAAUGUUUCCGACUUGUAGGUCAUUCAGUUACAUGCAACCAAACACAUGCUAAUUUAUGUCCUGAUUAUGUUCAAGCAGUAAAUCAGUUGCAGGUCAAGUACAAGAAAGCAUUUACCCUGAGACUAGGCCAAACAUGGGCCAUCAAAAAUUUCUGAAGGAUGGACAAAUGUUGUUUGUUUUGACACUUAUGAUAAGAAGAAUCAUAUUGAUGAGGAGGCACGUAAGAUAUUCUUUUCUUGGAUUAAUUCCUGCUCAUAAGGAAAUACAGUAGCUCAAUGGCUAUCAUUUAUUUAUCCAAAAUAAAGAGAUUGUGUUUCAAAAGUCCAAUAAUCAACCAAAAAGCAGAACAGCAUCAGAAUCAAAAGUAUGCAAUGUUCUGCUAUUUGAUUUGCUCAUGUACAAAUAAAAGGAAAAAGAAAAAGGAAUAUAUCGCUGUUUAUAUUUAC
Molecule: messenger RNA, 4093 nt
Organism: Phoenix dactylifera (date palm)
Lineage: Eukaryota; Viridiplantae; Streptophyta; Magnoliopsida; Arecales; Arecaceae
Product: pentatricopeptide repeat-containing protein At3g16610-like
Biological process (GO): RNA modification
Cellular component (GO): intracellular membrane-bounded organelle
Molecular function (GO): RNA binding; protein binding
Source: RefSeq, a predicted model, not a curated record